CCCUGGAGCUUCCUUGUGCCAGCUCAAAAGAUACGGUCAACAUCACCAAAGUGAAACACCCGCCAUGUUUGUUUCUUAUCUGCUUCUACAUUUUUAUAGCUAUGACCAUGGCCACAAGGAGCUUUCUAACCGACCGGCAGGCUGAAGAGCUACACAAAUCCAUCAUCGCCUACCUCACCUCCCUCAACCUCGCCACCACAGCCAACACCCUCCGCGCCGAGCUCAACCUCCCCGAAGAAACCUUUGACCUCGCCAAAGCAAAACAAUACGAAGGCCUCCUCGAAAAGAAAUGGACCUCGGUCAUCCGCCUCCAGAAAAAAGUCCUAGACCUCCAAGCAGAGAACGCCCACCUCAAGAACGAGAUCGAAAAUGCCGGUCCUUUAGCCCUGUCGAGAAAGAACCAGGACCCAGCCAAUUGGCUCCCCAAGGGACCGCCACGAUACACUCUCGAAGGCCACCGCCUGCCCAUCACCUCGGUAGCCUUCCAUCCUGUCUUUAGCUCUUUGGCCUCGGCAUCAGAAGACAACACGAUCAAAAUCUGGGAUUGGGAGCUCGGAGAGUUGGAAAGGACACUCAAAGGGCACACCAAGGCAGUCUUAGAUGUGGAUUUUGGCGGGCCGAGGGGGAAUACCCUCCUUGCAAGCUGCAGUUCCGACAUGAGUAUUAAGCUGUGGGAUCCGGCGGAUCAGUACAAGAACAUCAGGACACUACACGGCCAUGAUCAUAUUGUGAGCUCGGUGAGGUUUGUUCCUGCGAAUGGCACUGCUGGGGCGGGAGGGAAUUUGCUCGUGAGUGCGAGUAAGGAUAAUACGCUGAAGCUGUGGGAUGUGACGACGGGUUAUUGCGUCAAGACGAUUGAGGGGCAUAAUGACUGGCCGAGGGCGGUGGCGCCGUCGGCGGAUGGGAGGUGGCUGUUGAGCACCGGGAGUGAUAAAGCGGCUAGGUUGUGGGAUAUUGGGGGGACGGAGCCGGAGUGUAGGGUUGUUAUGUUUGGGCAUGAGAAUUUCAAUUUGUGCUGCGAAUUCGCACCCUCCACUUCAUACCCCCAUCUCGCCCGCCUCGCGGGACAUGAAAAGGUGCCCCCAGCAAACAGUGCUGCUGAGUUCAUGGCGACGGGCUCGCGUGACAAGCAAAUACGGCUGUGGGACAGGAGGGGACAAUGUAUCAAAGUGCUAGAGGGCCAUGACAACUGGGUCCGAGGUCUGGCCUUUCAUCCAGCAGGUAAGUUUUUGAUCUCGGUGGCAGAUGACAGGACGAUGCGCUGCUGGGAUUUGAGCCAGGAUGGGAAAUGUGUUCAGACCCUCUCUGGCAUGUUUGACGGGUUCGUGAGCUGUGUGAGGUGGGCGCCGGGAGUCACUAAGGAUGGGCUUGCUGGUGGGGAUGCUGGUGAUGGCACGCCGAAGAAGAUAAGUGCCGAGGCGAAUGGCGGGUUGCAGAUGCGGUGUGUGAUUGCGACUGGGAGCGUGGAUGGGACGGAAGGCAAGGUGAGGAUAUUUGCCAAUUGAGUGUUUGGGACCAAUGCAGUGUCGAAGCGGGCAAAUGGCCGACAUAGAGUAUGAAUAGGGUUUCAGGCAACAUCAUCAGCAUCAUUCGCAUUCAGCGUAUUAGGGGUAUGCUAUAGAAAGGCCGCUGCCUUGGGUGGCUACAAGAAAGCGUUAAUGUUAAUGUUUACGCAUUUAUCG
Podospora pseudopauciseta is the source of this 1682-nucleotide messenger RNA. Its product is annotated as Lissencephaly-1. Gene Ontology annotation, cellular component: nucleus. The record is from RefSeq and is a predicted model, not a curated record. NCBI's taxonomy places the organism in Eukaryota, Fungi, Ascomycota, Sordariomycetes, Sordariales, Podosporaceae. Bases 102 to 1505 code for a protein of 467 amino acids. The transcript has 3 exons. Gene Ontology annotation, molecular function: protein binding.